Messenger RNA from Aspergillus costaricaensis CBS 115574, 1021 nucleotides. RefSeq names its product proteasome core particle subunit alpha 6 (gene pre5). Gene Ontology annotation, cellular component: nucleus; proteasome core complex, alpha-subunit complex; proteasome core complex. Gene Ontology annotation, biological process: ubiquitin-dependent protein catabolic process. Lineage: Eukaryota; Fungi; Ascomycota; Eurotiomycetes; Eurotiales; Aspergillaceae. The transcript is spliced from 3 exons. Bases 164 to 952 code for a protein of 262 amino acids. The record is from RefSeq and is a predicted model, not a curated record.
UCCAGCUCCAUAUCUCUCUCCCAUCCACUCCUGCUCCCUACUUCAUCGCCUUGAUUCCUCUAAUCCCCCCGUUGAGACUCAAUAUACUUUCUGGUCUCUUCCAUUGAACUGACAGAGACCCCUAUUCACCCCCCUUCCGAGUCUCUCUACCCAAACUUCCGCCAUGUUCAGAAACAACUACGACAACGAUGCGGUCACCUUCUCUCCGCAAGGCCGGAUCUUCCAAGUCGAAUAUGCACAAGAAGCCGUGAAGCAAGGUUCCGUCGUGGUGGGACUCGUCAACAAGACACAUGCCGUGCUGGUCGGCCUCAAGCGUAAUGCCGAAGAGCUCUCCUCGUACCAGAAGAAGAUCAUCGAAGUCGACUCCCACAUGGGCAUCGCCAUCGCCGGUCUGGCAUCGGACGCUCGGGUGCUCUCCAACUUCAUGAAGCAGCAGUCCCUCAGCUCCCGCAUGACCUACGGCCGCCCGCUCCCCGUCGACCGCAUUGUCAGUCAGAUCGGCGACCGCGCCCAAACGAACACUCAACAUUACGGCAAGCGCCCCUACGGUGUCGGUCUGCUUGUCGCCGGUGUCGACGACUCCGGCCCGCACCUCUUCGAAUUCCAACCCUCCGGUAUGACCCACGAGAUGGUGGCAUGCGCCAUCGGAGCCCGCUCCCAAAUGGCUCGGACCUACCUGGAGCGGAACUUGGACAAGCUGGAGUCCACGUCGCGCGAUGAGCUCAUCACGCACGGCCUGCGGGCACUUAAGGAAUCCCUGUCUCAGGACAAGGAGCUGACGGUGGACAACACAUCUGUGGGUGUGGUAGGACUUGCGGGCGACGGUGCCUCGGGGAAGAUCGAGAGCUUCAAGCUGUACGAGGGGCAGCAGCUGGUGCCCCUGCUGGAGGCACUGGAGCAGGCGGAUGCGGGCGAGACGAAAGAAGAGGAGACAAUGGAGGUUGAUUCAUAGGAGCAGCAAGAUGCAACAGAUACAUCAUUGAUUUGAUAGUCACGAUUCCGGAAUAAUAUCACGUUUCCC